Tuber aestivum (summer truffle) is the source of this 3934-nucleotide messenger RNA. Lineage: Eukaryota; Fungi; Ascomycota; Pezizomycetes; Pezizales; Tuberaceae. The record is from the annotation of a GenBank genome assembly.
AACAUCGCCAUCGUCAUGCUCAGCUCCCACUUCGUUUCCGAACCACCACCCAUUCUCCCAUUUCUGCCUCCCCCAAACGGCCUCCACACGACCACGGAGUGAAUUUCUGUUUCGCAAAGUCGCCCUUACCUCCUCUUGCGACAUUUGCGGCGGUGGCUGCAGCGCCGCUCGGCGGUCCACCUUACCUUUUGGAACGCGAUCCCAUUCUCCCCUCCCACCCCAGCCCACUUUCACGGUUCAAACACCGCGUCGCUCCCCGUCUCUGCAGUUAUCCUUCCACAAACCAGCGCAUCUCAUCGCUUCUUGCCCCAUCGGCACCACUGCUGAGAACACCCUUCAUUGCUUCCCUGUCCGAGUGCACUAGAGACCGGUACUUUUUCCAAAUCCCCCUCCCCCCCCUCCAGUUGCUUUAUCUCAUGAUCGUGGUCAUGCCCAUCCGACAGUCGCCCUGUUGAUGUGUAGGGCUUUACGCGUGAUGUGGAGUUGCUAAUUACUGCUUUUGUCAUCACAGCCCGGAGACAACCCGGUAACAUUGGAAGACGGAGAAACAGAACGGAACCAAUUUUGUUUCAACCGCGAUGCCCACUUCAGCGCUUCGGCGAACUCGUAAUCGUCAUGAUUCCACGCCCGAUCAACACGCUCAGAAUUCCUCUCCCUCAAAGCCUAGGGGCAAGAGACGCAAGGUAAGGUGGUCCAGCGAUCCGUUCAAAAAAAAAAACGAAAAAACAAUACAUCAAACUGCCCUCUUCCCCCGCGACCGCUGUGGGACUGCGUUGGCGGAAAGUGCUGAAUUUCUCUUUCGCUGUAGGUUCAAGCCACGGAAACCUCGCCCGACCCUCCUUUGGACCAGAUAAACGCUGUGAUCGCGAGCUUGGCGAUGCCGGACCCCAACGUGGUGGUAGCUGUAAAAUAUGCCAACGAUGAAAACUAUCGUCAAAGCGCCCAGGGAAUUACCGCCUACGCUAAAGUUGCUGGUGCUUCGUGGACCUAUUACGUCAAGGAGCUGACCAUCCGCAUCGGUCGCCCGCCCGACGCCCGCCCCGGCACCGCCGGAUCCCCCACCCCUCCACCACAACAGAAGACUGAAGACAUCGUACAUAUUGACCUGGGCCCCAGCAAAUUGGUCUCCAGGAGCCAUGCUAUCAUCACUUAUGACAUGACCGGGGACCGGAAUUGGCAACUGCGUGUCUUGGGAAGGAACGGUUUGAAGGUGAAUGAGGAGCCGUACAAGAAGGACGCGGUCAUUGUGCUCCAGAGUGGGAGUAUUAUCGAGAUUGGUGGGGUGCAGAUGAUGUUUGUCUUGCCUGAUAAACCCGCAUCCAUUCACUCCUGCUUCCUGCAGCGUGCGAGGGCCCCGGCUCCGAUCGAGGACGAUCUUCAACUGCAAACCACCCAGAGCAACGACUCUUCAAGUUAUGAUACCGCUACAAUGCCGUCUUCGCAGGGCCCCAGGCCGUCCUCAUCCCAGCAGCAGCAAUUGCUUCCACCGGCCAUCAUCACGGAGAGCCCAUCGCAGCCGGAACCUGUUAGGAGAAAGGACGAGCCAACCUUUCCUCGCGGCGUUGUUUUGACAGCCGAGAAUAUCGAUUACUCUGAUGAUUCCCUGAAAGACAUGAAGCCGCCCUAUAGUUACGCCAUGAUGAUAGCACAGGCUAUUUUGUCCAGUGAGGGGGAGCAGCUCACACUUUCCGCCAUUUAUUCCUUCAUCACAGAGAAAUAUGCCUUCUACCGGCAUUCCAACACAGGUUGGCAGGUUAGUCACCGUUAUUUUCUCCUUUUGGUUCGGUCAGCCUGACAUGUGCCUUCAGAACUCCAUCAGACAUAACCUCUCGCUCAACAAGGCUUUCCGUAAGAUUCCUCGACGUACCGAUGAACCAGGUAAAGGGAUGAAGUGGGAAUUGCUUGCCGAACAUCGUGACGAAUAUAUCAAGAAGAUCCAGAAGGUUACCAAGACUGGCUCCGGGCGUCCCGGAUCUGCGCCAGGGUCGCCAUCCUCACCCAAGCCUGCCAAGAGUAAUCAGGGCCAGGCUCAAUAUGGAGUGAACCAGCAGCUUCCGCAACCUUCUCCUCCUCCUCGAGGCUUGGGGCUAGAUGAUUCUCACGAUCUGGGCGCGGGAUAUCCCACGAUCAAGAACUCAAGAUCUGUCACACCACCUCCGGUUGCCUCCUAUAGCAGAGUUGCGCCACUAGAGGCCUACACACCUGAUCGUGGAUCUCGUCUUCCAGCCCUGCGUGCCCCGGACAAAGCCUUGAACGAUUUAUCAACCAACCCCCACCACCCCCGAAGGUCUAGUAUUAUCACGGGGGCACACGCCAAUGAUAUGAUUUCGUCUUCCCAGAACCACCACCCAUCAUCAGUCCACGGCGAUCCCGCCAACAUGCCUUCGCCGUCUCGGCAUUCUCCCUAUGCGGAUGAUCACCCGGCAUUGAGUGCGGUAACACCUGCUCCACAGCGCCAACAUCCCCGCCUUGCCCCUCCUUCCACCGGGCAGCUCCCGUCGUCCUACCUUCCAACCUCCUCUCCUGCCCCGUUCUGGAAAUAUGUCCAAUUCGGGUCUACACCUGCAAAGCCUGGAGACUAUAGUCCUUUGAAGGAUUUGCAUAGUUCUUCUCCACCGCCGGUUUCUGGACCUGAGGGAGGCAGCAGGAUUCGGGAAUUGGGUAGCCCGCUGAAAGAACGUGGCGGUGGUUUUCACUUGGCGGGGUCAAGAGGUGGGACAAGCCUCAUACCAGAUAUCAAGGAGGAUGACGAUGAGGAUGAACUUGGCGACAUGCAAGGUGUUGAUUUGGCCAGGUAAGUUCCUCCCCCCCCCCCCCCCCUCCGAACCCCUUCAAGUACUACGAAGUAUGCUGAUCGUAAUAGGGGGUUCGAAAAAAUAGGAAAAUUCCACUUGAAUGGAAGGAUUGCUGGGGCCGACUGGGGCGCGCCUUGAAAAAGAUUGCUGGGACACAACGACGAAACGAAUUAUUAAUGUCAUGGGUUUUCUUCCCUUUAUCUCACUAAAAAUCACUCUUAUUUAUGUCCAUCAUGCGUAACGACGGGACCAAAAAAAUUUCUGGCAAACAAAACUACUUCUCCCCUGACCAAAGAACUUUGCGGUGUACUUUUUGCCACCUCAAAUCCUAUUUUCUAGUCCAACUUAUUUCUCUUUCUGACCCUCCUUUCCCUCUUCUUUUCCUACAAAACCUUUGUCCUCCCUUUCCCAUUCCCAUUCCUCCCUCACUUCAUCUCAUGAUUUGUAUGAAUAACCACAACAUUCCUGAAUAAGGCUUACACUAUAGCUCUCGCGCUGCACGAGCGGAACAUUUGACAAAAAAAAAAAAAAAAUAGGGAUCCUUUCUUUCAUCGGCGUGCCAUUCGCGUUUCUCCGUCUUGCAAUUAUCCUGGGAGGUAUACCUUUCUCUUCUCUGUCUUCUAUCACCGGUAUCUGUAUAUGGCUUUUUGCUUUUUUUUUCCGUCUUUUGUGGAUUCGGCGCGGAUUGUAGGGCAGCGGUUUGAAAUCUAAAAUUGUCGACUUUUUCUUUCUUUCUAUAACUGAUGAUGAUGUUGGUUAAUCAUGUACUGUACUAUCCUUCCUUCCCCCACGAGUAUGUGUAAUGAUAUCACUUCAAGUUGGUUUGCAAUCACAGAGAAAAGGAGCAUCCAUACGAGUAGUGUACUAUAGCGUUGGACCCUAACGCGGUACAGCACAGUACAGCACAGUUACAUCGUGACAAGAGACCAAAAGGGAAAAAAGGGCCCAAUGGGAUAUGAUGAUAAUUAUUUAUGCAAGGGUUAUGUCAAGAUCAGCGACACAUGCAUACAAGCAAGCGCUUUUCCCCCGUUUUUGUGUCUAUGACGGAUUGAAAGUUAUCUCGCCGAUAUUCUCCGGUUGGUUGGCUAUCACUGGCUUUUUGCGGAGUGGUAGGGGUAUCAUAUAUACAAGUUAGAUAU